This is a messenger RNA of Chara braunii, 4978 nucleotides long. The record is from the annotation of a GenBank genome assembly. NCBI's taxonomy places the organism in Eukaryota, Viridiplantae, Streptophyta, Charophyceae, Charales, Characeae.
GGGUGGACGGAGGCAGAGGAGGUGCAGCUGGUGUAGGAUGCCUUGUUCAAAGUGCGACAUGUUUGUGGUUCAAGGACGCAAGCACACAGCAUCAUGGCCAAGGAGGUGGUGUUUAUGUGCCCUGAACGGGGUAUUUAUUGCGUCGGUGGCAAAUUUUGGCCUGUUGGGAAAUCGUACAUUCUGCAUGAGCAGGUUGGUUCAGGCUCGUAUGGGGAUGUCUGCAAGGCGACAGAUAGAGAGACUGGCGAAGUGGUGGCCUUGAAGAGGAUCGCAGAUGUUCUCUGCUGCCCUAUGUUGGCGAAGCGUGUGCUUCGAGAAGUUUGUAUCAUGAGGCGGAUCUCGCACCCAUAUGUCAUUAGAUUGAGCAAUGUGUUUAUUGAGCAGUCAACAGAGGGUCAAGGUGGCAUAGAUCUCUACAUUGCAACUGAGUUUGCAGACGGCGAGCCGCAGGGACUCAAUGUGCCUGCGAAGAGCGGCAAAGAAUAUGGGAUGUUUGCUGCCCGCUGGCAUAGUGGGAUUAUGCCAGGGGAGGAGAGGUCAUCCAGAAAGAAAGAGGAGCAACAGACUGCCACUGAACACUGGUCACGGACAGGAGUAAUUACAGUAAGGGAUAUCAAAUCGGAGAAUACAUUGUUGAUGACAAACAUGACAGUCAAGAUAUGCGAUUUUGGGCUUUCACGUUCAGCUUUUGGGGGAUGUCCAGCGUUGGAUUCUACAAAACCUGGGAAGAAAGAACUACGACGCCAGUAUACGAAGACGGUAGUAACUCCUAGCUAUCGAGCACCGGAGGUGGUUAUGUCAAGGGGGAUAUACACGUCAGCAAUCGACAUAUGGUCCGUUGGUUGCAUCUUCUGGGAGCUCAUACAAAGACAGAAAGAUCAAAACCGCCUCGGGCCUCCAAGACCCCUCUUUGGACUACGAGGUGAGCCAGCAACCCCGGAGGAAGGUGCAACAUAUGUACACAACAUCUCAACUCUCCUCCACGAACAGAUGGAUGUCAUUUUCAAUGUUAUAGGGACACCCUCAUGGCAAGACAUCAAGAGUGUGCCCGGUGAACGCUGGCAAGCGUAUUUGAGAGGUCUACCUGGAAGAGCGGGCAACCUGCAAAUGCAGUUGCAUGGAUAUGAUAAGGAAGCAGUUGAUCUACUUUCUAGAAUGCUCAGCUUUAAUCCUGAGACUCGGUGCACGGCAGAGGAGGCGCUCUCCCAUACGUAUUUCAAUAGCAUAGCAAGGCAAUCUGCUCCUUUUCAGGGUACAGCAGAGGAAGUCUCUUUUCCUCCUCUCCCCGACGACAAACAUUUCUGGCAAGUCCGUGAGCCAGCAGUUGCACUUGGGCUCCUCGAGAGAGAGCUUGGGAGGUCGGUAGCAGAAGCAGAUGGCGGUAAACGACUUCUGGCCUGGUUGAUAGAGAGUGAAGCCAAAGCGGCAGCGCAAGAUUGCAGCCGUAAGGCGCCAGCACCUGCGCGGCCGAUAGCUUCCUGUCCUCUGGCGACACCCACCUUCGCUGUGAACACAGGACAUUUUCAGCAAUGUUUGGUCGACCAGCACGAGCAGCAGGAUGGCCGCCAGGGUCAGCAAGUCGACAUGCGGAGUCGAGUUAUCGUCCGCCUGUCACUACAAUGCCACGAAGCAAAUGAAUUUGUUACGUUGCCGCAGGCCGCAAAUUCUGGCUGGCCCGGCGUAAUCGGCGCAUCGAUAAGUGAAGCGGAGCAAUUUGAAGCGGAUGUAGAUGUGGAAGAGGAGGUAGAGGAGGAUGAAGAGGACGAAGUAGAGGAAGAGGAGGAGGAGGAGGAAGAGGAGGGAGAGGAGGAGGAGGAGGAGGAAGAAGAAGGAAGGCUUAGCGAUGAUGGGAUGAUAGCCUAUACAGGAGGCCACAAUCCACGGCCUAACCGACCUGCUUACCUUCAUUAUAACAAUGAUCAGCAAGCCUCGUUCGGUUCCAUCCACGGGUGCUUGCUUGAGAAUGUGACGCCACCUUUGCGAGAAUCACACUCCUUGCACCCAAACCUCACGCUUAUCGGUUGCCAAAGAGAUACCGGUACCGAUUCUUCCACAAUAGGUGCUGGGAGCAGCAGCUCCAUCUGCUGUGCAGCUCGCGUCCGACGAACUUCACUAGACCCAGCUGUUCUACCUCUUGUCGUGGACCAAGGGACCAGAGCUUCUCAGUACCUGGAACCAAUUCCUUGUCCAAGAGCCGGUCCAGGAACGCUACGCCCAGAGGUGCACUUCAUGUCUCUUCAUGACAGUAAUCACCUUACACAGAGGACAUGUGGGCAAGUUGUUGAUGCAGCAAGGGAUUCGAAUGCGCCGCAAACUGGUGGGAUGAUCAAUAUGAUGAGCUGCCGAGUACCCGACAGCAAUUCAGAACCAGUCGCUCCACAGGAUGGAGGUAAUGGCCCUGUACCAUCGGGAGAGGAUGACAUAGAAGGCUGUCUCAUCGCAGCUCGUCAGGGUCAGAGAGAUUCUGCGCCCUGCCACGACUCUUCAGUCGCUCCAGUAGCCGGCGGCGCUGCUGGCACGACCAGCGGCGGCGAACCAGUUGACCAGGUUGCAGGAGGCAAUGGUUCGCGUAGAGUAGAACAGCGACACAACCUGAAUAGCCAGGAACUUCCUCACCGGAAGAGGGUCUGCCUGCGGGCGUAGUUGGGGUGAGACCGUGAGGGAGAAUAUAAGUAUGUAGAGUUUUCUGCUUAAUAUUUGGUGGAAGCAUCCUUUUCGAAGACGAACGGUGACCUCACGCAGCACGCGCGCACUGGUGGGCCGAAGUCUUUUGGUUCUCUGUGCGAUAAAAUCUUAGAAGCUGCGCUUCUUAUCCCACAGCAUGCAUGACAUUGCCACCUUAAAGUUACGCCGAGGUACCGUUUGUUGUAUCAAGCCAUCGGUUGACUAACCAGCAGGGCAGACAUUGAGGCCUGGAAAAGGCUCAUCUCAUCCGGUGACUAACAAGCUAUAUCAUCCUAACCCGAAGGACGACAUGUUGAUCGGCGAUCGACAAUGUGUAGCUUUCCCGUUGGUCCGCCGACGACCACUGCACAAUGUCGUCGGUUAGCGCAGAGAUAGCUCGCUGAAUGGCUAGACAUAGCCAGAGUGAUGAAUUCAGAUAUCUCGCUGGAUGGCCUACCGUCUUCACCCGAAUAGAACGCCCGGUCAUUAUCGCUCCAUCUGGACUGAAAAAUGCCCCAAAUACAGCUCUAUGAUGACCGGGCGUUGUAUUGGGGUGAAGACGGUAGGCAGCUGCAUAGCCAGAUGUAUCUCAAUAUCUCAAUACCGCCUUUUUGUCAGAGUUACGUAGCUGUAUAUGUCAUCAGGACUGGUGUUCUUCGCCUGAUUGGACUGUAGCGUCGUCGAUUUCAGUCUGUCCCGUGUCAACAACAUUUACUGCGCUGAUCCUUUGUUCCUCAGGCACGGCGAGCGGUCGAGUAGCACAGCAAUUGUGUUGUGAACGUUACAAAUCGCAACGCCUUUGAAUUCCACAAUGUCCUAUCCAGGCACUCUAUACGCACAAUUUGUCUACAAGCAGGAUCAGGAUCGUUCCGGAAAAAGAUGUUGAGAUUCAUUUCAGAAAUUCGUAAGGCAAGACGAGAGAGCAUUCAACAGCAAAGGCAACUCUGACCUCUGACUUGGACAGCCCAAGUCAGACUUGCUAUCGAACUCCCGACUCCCAUAACCAAGCCAGAGUUGCUCUCAAGUUUCAGCACAGCAAUGCGUGCGUGAGACGAGAGAAGAGCAUCAGGCAGGCUUUGACAGACGGGAGUCACUGCCCGACAAAGAUAUGGCACAGAUCUGAGCACCGCGGAAAGGACGGGAGACGUCCUGGCCCGGCUGCGCUUCCUCGUGUGAAACACGCAGGAGAGGAGUGGUAGUUGAGAUGCAUAGUCAGGGCUAUUGAAUAUUAGAAGGUUCGGUAACUUCUGUUUCAAGUAGAGAGCUGAUCAGGGGAAAGUAGUUACGACGUUAGACGUGAGCGUGCAUGGAAAGCGGUGAGGGUAAUGCAAUGAAGAAGGCAGCGGUUGCAGCAGCGGAUGCAGGAAGACGAGCGCGGGGGGAAAGAAGGGACCGAGUGGCGAAGGAAACAAAACCACCAAGGGUACCAAGGAAGACGGGCGCGAUCGGCAGAUUUUAAGAACAUUGGACGACAACGUAUGCGGCCUGCCAUCUGCUUCUCGGUUGGAACAGGACGCUUCUGUGGAAGCAAAUAAAGGUAAUUCCCACACUGCUAUUGAGCUACAGAGAAAGUUACAACGAUUGCUGCCUUCAGUGCGUAUCCCCUGGGCAAAGGGUUCGCCGUUGUAUAUUGCCACAGCUUUGUAUUUUGUUCUCAUGUUUAUAUUAUUCCCUCCUUUUUUGGUGCGCAUUUUUUGUCAAAUGGCACCCCUAUUUCUGCCGUAGGGGAGCACUCGAUGCUAAAGGCCGAUGUGGCCCUGUUUAGUGGCCCAUCGAUGACCCAGCGGAUGUAGCAUGUCCUCCGGGAUAACAUGGCGUUGAUGUAGGAUGCAGGUUGAGUGAGAUUGCUGUAAGUCUGAGGUCCCACAUUGAGGUUUGUUGUUUCUUGCAGUUCACCUGAUGAUAUGCCAUGUGGAAAUGUCAUAAGGUCCAGUCGAUUAUGUGGCACCAUGACGACUCCCAUCUUUCUUCGCUUUCAUGGCAAUGUAGACUUCAAGAAUGAUCUCCCCCGCCGCAUCACUGUUCACUGCUCUCAUCUCCUGGCUCCAGUGUUGCAUUCCCUGAUUGCGUGGUUAGUUUGCGCUAGAGCUCCAGCAGAAGGACGCGCCUACCUGUUAUAGAUCGUGGGCCGAAAGGAGAACAACGCCAGACGGAGACCAGGAUCGCAAAGAUGGUGUUUGGUUUAGUGUACACAUGAAGUAGGCGGUGGUUUGUCAGUUGCACCGAUGACGUAGACCUGGCUGUGUUGGUUGCACCCAGAAGUCCAUGACCAAACUUGGGUCAGUUUUGGCUGUAGUAAACAUGUGCACACUGC